AUGAUGAAUGGAGAGAAAAAAACCCUAGAGAAUGAACAAAUCUUGGUUCAAGCUCUUCCUGAACCAAGAACAUCGACCUUUUCUCUCUCCGUUAGACUGAAAUAUGUGAAGCUUGGUUACCAUUACUUGGUUUCCAACGCUUUGUACCUCAUUGUUGUGCCCUUCUUUUCCAUCAUUUUAACUCAUCUUUCAACAUUUACAGUUGAAGAUUUCAUUCAGUUGAGUGAAAACCUUAUGUUCAGUUAUGUAACAAUAUGUCUGUUGUCAGUUUCCACUAUUUUCUUGGCUACCUUUUACUUCAUGGGCCGUCCAAGAAAUGUCUACCUAGUGAAUUUCGCAUGUUUCAAGCCUGAAAAGGAUCAUAUGUUGAGUAAAGAGCUUUUCAUGCAGUUGUCUGCAAAAAAUGAAUGCUUCACUGAAGAAAGUUUAAGGUUUCAAAAGAAAAUCAUGGAAAGAUCAGGUUUUGGUCAAACGACAUAUGCUCCUAAAGCCUUGAUGCAGAUCCCCCGAAAGCAAUGUAUGGCGGAGGCACGAAAAGAAACUGAGACAGUUAUGUUUGGAGCAAUCGAUGAGCUGUUUGAAAAGACUGGGGUGGAACCAAGAGAUAUUGGAAUUCUCGUGGUGAACAGCAGUUUGUUCAAUCCAACACCAUCGCUUUCGGCUGCCAUUGUCAAUCACUACAAGCUUAGAGGGAAUAUUUUCACCUAUAAUCUUGGUGGCAUGGGUUGCAGUGCUGGGAUCAUCUCUAUAGACCUUGCCAAAGAACUUUUACAGGUGCAUCGCAACUCAUAUGCUUUAGUGGUGAGUACGGAGAACAUCACGCACAAUUGGUAUUUCGGCAAUAAUCGGUCGAUGCUCGUCACAAAUUGCCUAUUUCGGGUUGGCGGAGCCGCGAUUCUUCUAUCAAAUAGAUCAUUAGAUCGACGUCGUUCCAAGUAUGAACUUGUUCACACCCUUCGAACCCACAAAGGUGCCGAAGAUAAGAGUUACAAUUGUGUAUUUCAACAAGAAGAUGAAAUCAACAAAGUAGGUGUUACAUUGUCAAAAGACCUCAUGGCAGUCGCCGGAGAAGCCCUAAAAGCAAAUAUCACAACACUAGGGCCAUUGGUUCUUCCCCUGUCCGAACAACUCCUAUUUUUCGCGACUUUAUUGGCGAAAAGAGUUUUGAAAAUGAAGAUAAAGCCAUACAUUCCAGAUUUUAAGUUGGCAUUUGAGCAUUUUUGCAUCCAUGCAGGGGGGAGAGGUGUGUUGGAUGAGUUAGAGAAAAGCUUGGACCUGACUCAAUGGCACAUGGAGCCUUCCAGGAUGACUCUUUACAGGUUUGGCAAUACUUCAAGCAGUUCUUUGUGGUAUGAAUUGGCUUACUCAGAGGCCAAAGGAAGAAUCAAGAAGAGUGAUAGGAUAUGGCAAAUUGCGUUCGGAUCAGGAUUCAAGUGCAACAGUGCUGUUUGGCGUGCACUGAAAACAAUCAAUCCAACCACGGAGAAGAAUCCUUGGAUCGAUGAAAUCGAGAAAUUUCCUGUGCAAGUCCCUCAAGUGGCAUCUAUUACAUAUUAAAGUAAACUUACCAAUGCCACUGUACUUCAUGUAUCAUGCACGAAUUUAGUAUGUAAAAUAAAAAGGUCAACAGUAGUCGUAUUGUUACAGGCUGAUGGCCAGUGAUUCAAGGGAGUAGUUGGCUAGGAAUUUACGGAAUCAAUUAUGGUACCAUGAUCGUAGCAAGAUCGA
Durio zibethinus is the source of this 1728-nucleotide messenger RNA. Its product is annotated as 3-ketoacyl-CoA synthase 11-like. Gene Ontology annotation, biological process: fatty acid biosynthetic process. Gene Ontology annotation, cellular component: membrane. Gene Ontology annotation, molecular function: acyltransferase activity, transferring groups other than amino-acyl groups. Lineage: Eukaryota; Viridiplantae; Streptophyta; Magnoliopsida; Malvales; Malvaceae. The record is from RefSeq and is a predicted model, not a curated record.